Molecule: messenger RNA, 7672 nt
Organism: Phalacrocorax carbo (great cormorant)
Lineage: Eukaryota; Metazoa; Chordata; Aves; Suliformes; Phalacrocoracidae
Source: RefSeq, a predicted model, not a curated record
AUGCCUCGGACACGGCCGCUCCAGGGCUGCGCGGCGCCUCCCGGCAGCAUGGCCCGGAUUCGGUACCUCCGCGCGGCCGUCUCGGGAUUUUAUCUGUGGGAAGCCGCCGUGCUGCUCAGCUUGGUAGCCACAAAGGAAACAGACAGUGCAAGAUCUCGUAGCAUGCCAAUGUCGCCAUCUGAUUUCCUGGAUAAGCUAAUGGGUAGAAUGUCAGGCUACGAUGCAAGGAUCAGACCAAAUUUCAAAGGCCCUCCAGUUAAUGUCACAUGCAACAUAUUUAUAAACAGCUUUGGAUCCAUUGCAGAGACAACCAUGGAUUACCGAGUGAACAUCUUUCUCCGUCAGAAUUGGAACGAUCCACGCCUCGCAUACAGUGAAUAUCCAGAUGAUUCUUUAGACUUAGAUCCAUCCAUGCUGGAUUCAAUUUGGAAACCUGAUUUGUUCUUUGCUAAUGAAAAAGGUGCCAACUUUCAUGAAGUUACAACAGAUAAUAAAUUGUUGCGAAUUUUCAAAAAUGGAAAUGUACUUUAUUCCAUCAGAUUGACUUUAAUACUGUCCUGCCCGAUGGAUCUCAAAAAUUUUCCAAUGGAUGUGCAAACAUGUAUAAUGCAGCUGGAAAGCUUUGGAUACACAAUGAAUGACCUAAUAUUUGAAUGGCAAGAAAAGGGAGCAGUUCAAGUAGCAGAAGGUCUCACUCUGCCACAGUUUCUGCUGAAAGAAGAAAAGGAUCUGUGUUACUGCACCAAGCAUUACAAUACAGGAAAGUUUACAUGUAUUGAAGUCCGAUUUCACCUUGAGAGGCAGAUGGGUUACUAUCUCAUCCAGAUGUACAUACCGAGCCUUUUGAUCGUCAUUCUCUCCUGGGUGUCAUUUUGGAUCAAUAUGGAUGCAGCUCCAGCCAGAGUGGCUUUAGGCAUAACAACUGUACUGACCAUGACAACACAAAGCUCAGGUUCACGAGCAUCUCUUCCAAAGGUGUCAUAUGUCAAAGCGAUUGACAUCUGGAUGGCUGUGUGUCUUCUCUUUGUAUUUUCUGCACUUUUGGAGUACGCAGCUGUAAACUUUGUGUCAAGGCAGCAUAAAGAACUUCUGCGAUUCCGCCGCAAAAGGAAGAAGAACAAGUAUUUUGAGGGAGUUCUUGAUGGAAAUGAAAUCAGUGAAUCAUUGCAGCAUAGCAAUGGCUUGAGAUGCACAGGACCUAUAGACGGGACUUUACCUCAAAUCUACAGUCCAAAUUUAAGGGAUGAUGACGUAAGGGAAAGUCAGUUUAGUUUUACAUCAUAUGGAAUGGGCCCAUGUCUGCAAGCAAAAGAUGGAGUAACACAAAAAGGGCCAAAUAAUCCUGUUCAAGCUGCACCAAAAAGCCCUGAUGAGAUGAGAAAGGUAUUCAUUGACCGGGCCAAGAAGAUAGACACAAUAUCCAGAGCUUGUUUCCCGUUAGCCUUUCUGAUUUUCAAUAUUUUUUACUGGGUAAUUUACAAAAUCAUCAGGCAUGAGGACAUUCACCAAUAACAAUAUUAAGGCUUGCAGUACAUACAGAUCUGGCUGCCAUGUUUAACAGGCUUUCUGUUAGAAAUGCACAUUGGAGGAAUGAUUGGGAGAGUUAAAAGCAUUGAGAGGGGAAAAAAAAGGAUCCUGCAUAGCCUGCAAUGGCCAGUCAUGAUGGAAUGGAAGAAUGGGACCCAGAGGAGAUACAUCUGCUAUUGCAAAUUUUCUGUGUCAAACUAAAUAUUAACUUUUAAUUGUAAAUCACUCUCUACUGAAGCUUUACUGCCAAGUAUUUAUACAUACUGUUACAUAGUGGUAUAAUUGUACAGUACUCUUUGAUGUUCCUUAAAUUUUUUUAAUUCUGGUGUAUUUUUAAUUUUAAAAAUGGAUCCAGAAUACCCUGAGUAAAUCCCACAGUAUUACAGAAUGGAUUCAUAUUUGCAACCGUUAUUUAAAUUUUACAAGAUAAUGACAAAUUACUGAUUUGACAUUGCAGUUUUACGGACUUUUUCUUGUCUUAAGGACAGUACCUGUGGUUCUGCAAUGGGCCUACUUGACACAUUUAAGUUACAUAAUUUGUUCAGUGUACUUCAUAUCACUGUUCCCCUGGAAGGUGUAUGUUGAAAUAAUCUCAGACAGCCCAAAGUAUCUACAGCCUAAGAGUCUGCAUAUUACAUGAGAAAUAUAUUAAAAUUUGUGAAGUAUUGGUUCUUGCAAAGGAUUUUUUUCCUUUAAUUACCCACACUUUGAUAAUUGAAACAUAAUGUUAUCAAUCCUUUUUAUAUUUUUGAAGCGGUUUUGUUCUCAAUUUAUAAAACUCAUAGAGCUUUUGAGAUAGACAAGCUACAUCAAAAUUUUGCAAUGAUUCAUUUUGAUUCAAUGCAAAGAGAUCUUGGACCAAACCUAAAAGCAAACAGUCAACUGCUUCACUAAAACAUUUGGAGGAUGAGUACAGCUGUGUUUAUGUACAUUUAUCUCCUACAUGUUACACAAAUAUGGGAAGUUUAGUUUAUUAAUAUAGCAAGUUUUCUGUCUCAUUCUUUGACAUAUAUUGAUACGAUGUAUAUAUUGGUUAAGAAGCACUUCACAACUUUCGAAAAACAUGAAGCUCUUCUAAAAUAUAAAAAAGGAUCUGGAUGGACUUUUACAUUUAUUGUAUUUCACAUUAAUAAAUAGGAGAACAACUAUAAAGACUCCUAGAGAGAUUUUCCCUGUUUAGGAUUAAAUAAGUCAUAUUAGUUGCUUCUUUGAAUUAUAACACAAUAGAUCACAUUUAUGGCAUAGCUUGUAGGCAAGAGUGUUUGUCUAUUGAAAAACAAAAACAUGCUAAGACAUGGAAGUCUGACAUUUAUAAUUACUAGAUACUUUAAGUCCAGUAGCAGAGGCUGUUUCUUAUUGCAAAGUAUUUUUAUUCUGAACAUGUUUUAAAUUUGGGGGGUUUUGUUGCUCAGAAUCUGUAUACAAAAGCAAAAUACAGCCGGAGGCAAACAUCUGGUGCACUGCCAAAGGCAUCGUGCAUAUAAAGCAACAGAAGCAACGUAACUGCACUGAGGAUUAUAACAUAGAAGCCUUGGGUUUGGUUAGGUUUGUUGUUAUUUUCCUCCAAGGAUUAGUUAGGAUUAGAAAGAUUCUAAAAUAGUAGCUCUCAUAAUUUGUUCUGCUCUGUCAGAAAGAAUCCUCCUUUAUUUUAAAACAGUAUUAUUUCUUUUAGUUCUGUUUCAUUUAUGAUCUGGAAAGAAUUCAAUUCACUUUAAAUAAUUAUUGUUUGCUGAGGUUGUGUCUUGCUUUUGUUGAUUUCUUUAUGAGCAUGUUCCCAAAAAUCCUGUUCAGUUAUGAAGGUGCUCAUCUGUGUGAGGGGGUGUCAUGAACUAAUAGCUGACAUUUCAGUUGGGUUAUAUUCAUGUCUCUCAAAGAUGUCAUUAACUGUAUCAUAUGCAAAGGGAUGCUAACUUGUUUCUGCUAUCAGCAAAGUCAACGGUACUUUGUUUAAGGACUGUUUGAAGUACUGGAUCCAUAAUCAAGAGGCAAACAAAAAAUUACAUUGUCUUUCAGGCUCAUCUCUCCUCUUUCCUUCUAAAAUAGAUGACUUGCAUUCAAUAAGGAAUUCUUAAAUGAAGGGGUAAGUGCAUAAAAAAAUGCUGGCCAGAUCAGAGUAGCUCCUAGUUAUUCUGGUUUAUAACACCUGAGUACCUGGUUCACAUUGCUUCUUUCCCAAUCAUUCAAUAGUCCAUUGCUCUCACACGUGUAGUACUACCUUGUUUUGAAAAGAUUAACAAAUCUGAAUGAUGCAGAGCUAAACAAAUUUAGCCCCAAUUACUUUCCUCACUCUUUAAGGCAGAAAAUGUCUAUGCCCUCAGAUACAGAAAUCUGACAGGAAAUCUUGAAAAUUAUAAGAGACUGGAUUACAGCACUAGCAAAAUGUAACAGGGAGUCAAAAGGCAUGUAAAUUGUUAAGCAAGAAGGACAAGAUCCUUCAUUCAUAUAUGAACCUAUUACCUCAGUGAAGGGGAAGAACCCUUGGGCUACAUUUCUCUUUGAUCAGAGUAUGCUUCUGUAAGGAACGAUUACCACAUAGAGCAUAUAUAAAAUAAAAAGCAUAAAUCUACAUUAUAAUUCUUUUCUCACCUCCCAGGUGGAUUGUUACCUAUAUAUGUUCUAUAGAAAAUAAAUGAGAACUGUUGAUUUAAUGACUAUUGAACACUAGUACCUAGUGUUGCCUCUCAGGAUGCAUCUCUUCAGCCAUGCAGUAUGGUGAGAGAUAAGAGGGUCUCAGACCUGGCCAAUAGAAAGUGUAACACUUCCCCUAUGUAGUUAUAUUUCUCUUUCACAGGCCAUUACACUAGGAAGUUAAGCACAACCUGUUUAUAUACUGAAAAUUUACAUAUAAUGCUCAGUCUUCUAACAGGAUACGCUGAAAAUAAAGAUAAUUAAAUAUGUUUAAAACAACAAUGUGAAAACUCUACAGUGUUGCUGGAAUAUUUUUUUAUCUAUUAAUUUCCAUUAGUAACAAAAGUAUUUCAAAUAGAGGGGAAAAGCAAAAAAAUGGUUCCAUGAUGACGUUUUCAAAUGCACAUAAUAUUUGGCACAUCAUUCUGCUGCCCUCAGGUAAGUAAAGAUUUUCUAUUUUGAUGUAAAGGAACCAAGAUCUCUCCUGAACUGACAGUUGUUGUUUGUUGUUUUCUUUUACUGGAACCAUAACAUUUGCCAAGGUAACAGAAGCCUCUGUAGUCCACUUAAUAAUGUGUUUUUCAAAAGAAAGCAGAAAUUGAAAUUUAAAUUUCAUUUAGAUUAUUCCUAAAUGAUAUUAGUGUAAAGCCACAUGGUAAAGAAAGAGAGAAAUGUCAUUUGAGAUGAUAAGAAACUUCAAGGCACAAAUGCCUGCCAUUCACCACUGACGAGGGGAAAAGUCCAAAAAUGCCAGCAGGCAUGCCAGCCCUCUGUACAAAGCUAGACUGAACAGCUACUCCCAUCAACUAAGAUUAGAGCGGGAGCUGAUUCUUUUGUAACUGUAUAAUGAAGUAGCAGGGAAUAGCUUUAAGAUGCAAGAAUUGAAAGGUACUCUGCAGUAUUUAUCAGACUGCAGUAUUUAUGCUACUGUCCUCUGAAAGAGGCAGUGGAGGGGCAGAAAAAUAAUCAAGGAAAUAAUGCUUGAGACACAUGCUACUUAGGAGAGCUUCUCCUACAUCUGAAAAAGACUCCAUUCAUUAGGCUGAAAUAGUUAGCUACCUCACCUCACUAUCACUGAACCUGGGCUCUGCAGAGUACAGGUCCUUAGCAAAGCCUCACAGGAAGGGUUCUUGUAAGCACAACUCCAAUGUGACAGGCUAACACAGCUUUGCCCCCAGUCAUUAUUCACCAUAUGUGCAGACUCUGUUCUGCACAGGUCAUGUUUUUAUGGUCUCUGUAGACCAUCCGUAUACUUCAAAAAUAAAAUAGUGGCACUAGAAGAUGAUUGCAACACAAUGAAAAACGAGGGAGAAACUGUAGGAUCUGGAGGAAAACUCCAGUAACACAGCUACCAAAGAGCUGACAUGGUCACCAUAAAGGUGAAAGGAGGAAGCACGAGGAAUCCUUACUAUUUUUCCCCAUCCCCCAGUAUCAUCUCCAUAGGUACACUUCUUCAGGCAGAAGCAGUCGCUAGAGGGGGAAACAAUUUAUGUCAAUGGCUGCAAAGUAUAUUUUCUCUUGGGACAGUAGUUUCUACCUGUGCAGAUAGAGGAUUGACUUCCACGUUAUCCACUUUAUUAAUGGAAAGAGAAGUGGAGCAGAAAGGUACAGGUUGAAAAGCAUGAGCUGUAUGUAGCAUAACAGGGACCACAGGGAGAGAGCAAGCCCAAAGCAGUGCCUGGAUCAUCUCAUAUGACUGUCUUUUCUUCCUGCACUAAAGAGAGAGACGGGGCCAAAGCCAUGUCAGGCCCUUGUACUGCCAAAACUUCAGGCCCUUGAUCUCUCAAAGUCCUUACACUCUCGUGUAAGAAAGGUCCCUUAGAGGUGCAGUAGAUAUACUCAACUACCACAGUACCAAAACUCUUCUUAAAUUCUGAAUAGCAGAACACAUUUUAUUUUUAAAACUAUAUUUAAUUAUCAACAAAAAAGGCUUGUAUGGUUAGAGGGCUGGCUUUUUUACCUAUAAUGCUGGUAAACUAGAGGAGGCUUGAAUGAGAAAGGAAAGAAGGGAUACUAGCGUUUUACUGUUUAGAAUUUAGCUAUUUAAACACCAAAAUAAAGCACAUUCUACUUUCAAGGAGUUUUGACAGCAAACGCUAUUAUUUAAGCAGGUUUGUGGAAUUCAGGGAGAACAUGGGAUUUAACUGUUUUUUUCAGCUCAGUCAUAUACUGGUUUUCCUUGGAUUCUUUUUAUUAGAGUUUGUUCCGAAACCUUUUUAUAGGCCACUCUAUAGAGAAUCCUUUGUGAUGUGUAAGAGAUGAUUCUGUUUAUUCACUAGAAAGACUUAUAUUUAGGCGAUUUAGAUGUGCACUUUACAUUUAAGGAUUAAGGUAUUGCUUCCACUUUGUACUAUAACCCCUUACAGAACUGUAGGUUGAUAAUGUAGAUAAAAAUAGAAUACAGUAAACUGUACAAAACCUUAUAUUUUUAACAGUAGGGAAAGAUAAAGAGUCUUCCUUAACCUUAAAAAAGAAGUAUAAUUUUUAGCAAUAAUUUUAUAUUAGAUGGAAAAGAAUUUAUUUAUACAGUUCCCAGCCCAAGUUGAGGUGGUUGGUUGCAAAAGAUAUACUUUAUGUGCAACUUCUGCUCACAUUUGAACUAUCAGAGGAAUUAAUCUAAUCCAACAGAGCAGAAUUUGGCCUUAAACUGUGAAACUGCUGAAUGAGCUAUUCAUUCUUACAGUACCCCUGUGAGGUAGUAAAAUAACAUUAUCCACAUUUUACUGUACAAUCAUAUGGUUAUUUAGAUGAGAACAAUAUCAGAUCAUCAUGGCUUUUUUCCUUUUUGAGACAACUAAGAAAAAAUAUAAAUCACAAACUAAGUUACUUGUUAACAAUAAAAUGGGUAUUCUGUUCUGGAGUGGUUAUGGAAAAGGUGCCUUCAGGCCACACACAACACCCACAGUACUUCCUGAAAUGCUGUCAGUUUGGAAGGCUUGUGGAAGCAGGUUAGAUUGCUAGAAGCAGUGAGCUAAAUGCCAGAAAAAUGUUGGCUCACCCUGUAUUCUUGACGUUCCUGAAUAUUACUGCACUUCUUCACUUUCAUCUUUGUGAAAUAUGCAAGAAACAUUUCUUAUGUUUGUAUUUUAAUGUGUGACAGAGAGACAGAUGAAAUGGACUAAAGUAGCUACUGAUGUUCCAUGAAUGUGUAAUUGUGAGCUGUAUAAAAAGAAAUUGUGCCAUAAGCUCCUGACCUAAAAGUUUAACAUAGUAUACAGUAUUUUGUGUGUUAGUGAUCCCAGCUUUUUAAAGGCUACAGCAAGAAAAAAGAAAAAAAAAAUUAAUAUGAUAGUGUAUUAAUAAAUUGUCUGUGAGUUUUCAAAAUAUUCUCCUGUGAAUUCUGUCUGAUGGCAAUUUCAUCUCAAAGUAUUUCGUUUUUGGUAAAACUCUAUAAAUGUGUUGUGCAUGGGUUUAUUUAAAUUCCUUUUUAUUGUAUUACAGUAUCAUGUUGUACUUAAACUGACAUUCUUUGCAGACAGAAGUGUUAAAAUAUGUGAAAUUUAUGGUGUCACCCAUG